AUGGGCUGGCCAGUGUGUAAUGCCACUCAGGAGCAUUUAAAGAUCUCCGAGGAAGCUCUUUGGGAUGGCGGCCUCACAUUUCACCACCUGAGUCUCGUCUUGGGUGGUGCCUGCGCUCUUGCUGCAUGUUUAGUAUCUGCAUACUUGAUUAUGGCCCACGCUACACACUACAGCAAACCAGUCGAGCAGCGACAUAUCAUCCGCAUUCUAGUUAUGGUCCCUGUUUACUCAAUUGUUGCGUUUCUGAGUAUCUGGAAAUACAACUACUCCGUCUAUUUCACGGUCCUCGGUAACUGCUACGAAGCAUUCGCUAUAUCGGCGUUCUUCUCCCUCCUAUGCAGUUAUCUUGCGCCGGACUUGCAUAGUCAAAAGGACUACUUCCGGGGCAUUCAUCCCAACGACUGGCUCUUUCCAUUGAACUGGUUUCAGAAGUGGAGGUGCUGCUUUGGACCGCGCGGCGCGUGGCGGACUCCGCGCAGUGGACUUACCUGGUUUAACAUCAUCUGGGCUGGCGUUUUCCAAUACUGUCUGUGUCGUGUACUGUUGACCAUAGUUGCUGUCGUGACGCAGGCUACCGAUACAUAUUGCGAAGAGUCGCUGAACCCGGCCUUUGCGCAUAUCUGGGUCCUUGUCAUUGAGUCGGUUUGCGUGUCAAUCGCUAUGUACUGCUUGAUUCAGUUCUAUUCGCAAAUCAACAAGGACAUCAAAGAGCACCGUCCCUUGUUGAAGAUCAUCUCGAUCAAAUUGGUCAUUUUCCUUUCUUUCUGGCAAACGACCUUGAUCAGUUUGCUGGUCUCAGGCGGCGCCAUAACAGCAACCAAGAAGCUUUCAAUGAUUGAUGUGAAAUAUAGCCUUCCGGAGCUGCUGAUUAACAUUGAAAUGUUUAUUUUCUCUAUUCUACACAUCUGGGCAUUCUCCUGGAGACGGUACGCUACUGUGUCCCCGACAGGUGAAGUGACCGAUUUUUACGGCAAUGGCAAAGCAGCCUAUAUGGGCGGACGCUUUGGCGUCAAGGCUAUUGUCGAUGCCAUGAACCCACUUGACCUACUGAAGGCUGUUGGUCGAAGUGCACGAUGGUUGUUCGUGGGUCGCAAGAAGCGCUUGCAAGACUCCAGCUAUCAAACGAACCACGAAGCCAUUGGCCUGCACCACUCCGAUUCCGGACCCCUCGUGCAAGGGACAGCGUACGGAGGCGCUGCCACUACAGGGUCUGGCACCAGCUACGGUGUCCCAGGUGAAGAAGGCGCAGUCCUCCUCUCCAAUGCCCAGUCUAACCCGGAGGGACCGCAUUAUGGUAAUUCUCCGUGGGCAAACGAUUCUGAUGAAAAUCUCUAUGAGACUCAAAGCCGCUUCUACUCACAUGGUCCUUCGCCGUAUGACGGAAUCGAGCACGAAAACACUGCAUACAUUUCCCACGAUGCCGUUGAACAUGAGCAUAAUUACUCGCAAGAAACUCCUCUUCGUGAGCAGGUUCCUAUGCCGAUGCCAGACCCUUUUCAGCCACCGCCACCACCACCCCCAUACGGGCAUGAAAACCAUCGCCCCAUAUGA
Molecule: messenger RNA, 1551 nt
Organism: Penicillium taxi
Lineage: Eukaryota; Fungi; Ascomycota; Eurotiomycetes; Eurotiales; Aspergillaceae
Product: OSTA/TMEM184 family protein
Exons: 6
Coding region: 1-1551 (516 amino acids)
Biological process (GO): transport
Molecular function (GO): transporter activity
Source: RefSeq, a predicted model, not a curated record